This is a messenger RNA of Thlaspi arvense, 592 nucleotides long. The record is from the annotation of a GenBank genome assembly. NCBI's taxonomy places the organism in Eukaryota, Viridiplantae, Streptophyta, Magnoliopsida, Brassicales, Brassicaceae.
AUGUCAACAACAAGUUUGAUCAAAUACUUGUAUUACUUUACAGUAAUGGAGACUGCUGCAAAUGUUGAGAGAGUCGCUGCUGCAUCAUCACAAGUGCCUCAAGAAGCUGAUACCAAUGCUAAUGAUCUUAAAUCCCUAAUCUUUGUGGAGCAGAAUUCAAGUAAAGCUCUGGAGAAACAAGAGCUUCAAGCCCCUCAGGAGCCAGUUUAUCCAUCAACCGAGUUUUGGGAGCAGCUUUUGAGUACUUUGGGUCAGAUUAAGAGUAAUACAGGUCAGAUUAAUAGUAAUAUAGGUCAGAUUAAUACUAAUAUAGGUCAGAUUAAGAGUAAUACAGACCAGAUGGUCAAACUAAUGACUGAUGGACAUGGAGGUGAUAAUGAAGAAUCAGAGAACCUGCAUGAUCAGAUUUAACUCAUGGACAUCAAAGGCAGCGAAGAAGAUACAUUAGAUGAUUGACAGAGAAAUGGGAUUCUCACAUUAGCAUAGUUUUUGAUUAUGCUUAAAUUUGGUAUGAUGCUUUAAUUUGGGGUGCCAUCAUCCUAUUAUAUAUUUUUCAUAUAAUAAAAGAGACUUUUCUAGUUUCUGUGCAAAA